CGACGUCAGAGAAUCACUGGACCGUUAGAUUUGUCAUGAAGAGGAAUCUGUGGUGUGAGAGAAAGUCCAGCGUCCUUGAGUCAUAACAGGCGACAGAAGUACCUGGCUCGUGUAUCAUGUAGUGGAUCCAGCCUUGGGACUGCUGCACACCCAGUCGUCUCCACUCGUCUUCAGUCAUCAGGUGGGACCGUGGGACAUACUUCGCCAUCUCUCGAGAAUGGUCUCUUCCACUAUUCUGCAAGCCUCCCUGAAUGAGUCAUCCUGCCGGCUCCUCAUUGGAUAAGACCCUGCCAUCCCAAGGGAUUGCCUUGCAGAGGCAGAAAGGCCUUGCUUCCAUUCACAGAAACAUUGGUAUGCCAGCCUGCUAUUUCAUUCACAUAAAAGGCUAAAUAUUGCACGCUUGUUUUCUCUUCUGCCCGUUUGCACUUUUAUCCUGCUGCCACUUUUGAUUUGCGAGGGGCUAUGAUUUUCCUCCCUGCUUUUGUCUUUUUCCUUUGUUUCUAAGGAGAGAAGGCAGACGCGGUGUUUUUUUUCUCUCCCUCUUUUUCUAUAUUUGCCAGGCAGGGAAGAGAGAUGUUGGGAGGGACUGCAGUGCGAAGUCUGCGGCAGAGUGAGAGCGGAAGCUGCUUAUGAAUGAGCGUCAGUCUUUUGGCUUUGCUAGAUGCUCCUGAGGACAUUUUACAUGAAUGGUGUCUGGCUGUGUGCUUUCCUCCAGCAGGGAGACAAAGAUGCUUCUUCGUUGCUGCUGGUUUUAAGGAGACUCCAUAGCUUUUUCGUUUGUCCCAUUAGCUCUCGCAUUGACUGUAGAAACAUGUCGUUCUUGCUGUUUGUUUCUGAGUUGUGUCAUUCAGGGAGUUCAAGUAGAGCCAGUUGAUGCGUAUAUAUUUAGACUUAAUGCUGUACCUGACGUCUUUCUGAGAAACAGGUUGUUGUUUUAAAUUGAUAUCUUACUUUUGGUUGAUGAUAUGAAGCACUGGGACAUCGCUGUAUGUCCUGCACAACGGUGCACAAUGGCCGUCGUAUGUUUUGUCUUCGUUUUUAUAAAUUAUUAUAAUGUGUUUUAGUUAUAAUCAGGCAAAUCACUCACAAAUGUGCUUAUUUUUAGCAGAUAAUCAGAUAUGAAUUCUAAUUUGUGGAUGGACUGAAAUGACGUUUGGAUGGAAAGUAAAAAAAAUGGCUGUUUCUCUUGUGUUAGCGAUAUGCCACUCAUUGAUUUCCAUUUUUAUUUACAUGCCAUGUUUUGAUUUCAUCUUUGGAUGAAAUUGUUUUGCAUGAAUUAUCUUGCUAUGUUAUUUAAAACAACCGCAUCUUUUUUAUUUCUCACUAAACAAGCAAGAGGGUGCACAUUUCUCUGAACUAAUAACAGACUGGGGAAUUUAAAAAUUGAUUGGUUCUGUGCUGUAAGUGGGAGUUAUUUUUCUCUCUCCCUCCAACAGGAAGUGAUUUGCAGUGUUCAGCAAGCCUUUUGUUGAGAAGGUUUUCUCAGAUCAGUGAGUCAUGCUUCAGCUCUGAGCAGGCAGGCAGCAGUCAGUACACAGUGUUUGCUCUUCCCUCACAGUGUUGCUGAUCAUCGACAAUACAGAGCUUUUCUCUGCUUCCAUACUUUUUGGAUUAUUUAUUUUUAUUUUUGUUUUUUUCUGUCGGGCGAGAAAUCAUUAUUUUUUGCUGUGGCAACAGUGUCACCGCUGGAAACCCAACAACAGCUCCUACUUUGCUUCCUCAGCUUUUACAUUUGUGUUUCCACGGAUUUUGUCGCCACAUUUCCCUCUGACUGAUUGGAUUACAGCUGUGGAUUUUACUUAGCAGUUUGGCGACAGAAGCGGCAGCACAACACAAGCGCCACUGUCACCUCAAUAGAGGAAAUUACAGUCAGGUGGCUUCUGAUUGCUCAAAGACGUUUGCUACCUGUAUCUACCGCCGCCGCACCGCUGCUAUGUUAAUGGAGCGGGUAAUCAGCUCGGCUCAGCCGCGUCUGCCAGCACACUUGUGAAAGAGGCAGGCUGUGUGCAUCGCUUGGUGGGGAGAGUGGAGAGUUCAAGAGAGAGAAGGGUAUGCUUCACCGUACCAAAUACAACCGCUUCAGGAAUGAGUCAGUAACAUCCGUCGAUGAUCUUCUCCACGGCCUGUCCAUGAACUCCAAGGUCUCGGCUAAUCCCCAUUCUGCAGCCGAGACAUCCUACACACCCCCGACCGAGGUGCAGCCCUCCUCUGGCACCACUUCUUCCAGCACCGCCACCAGCCACGGCUCUGACCACCUGGAAGAUGGAGGUACCACCCUCUGCACCCUCAUCAACAAGGUGUCCAACCUGAAAUUCAGCAACUCAGGGAGCUUGCUGGCCAUUAAGGGUCUGCCCUCGGCUGUGAAGGACCUGGCCGUGUCUAAGCUGCAGGGGGGUGGGGGAUCGGGCUCCGGCGGCUCCUGUGGAUCCAGUCCCAGCGCAGCCACAGCAGCAGCAGCAGCAGCAGCAGCAGCCUCUGGUGUGGGCGGCUCUCUGUGCAGCUCGACCCCCUGCUCGCAGCUGGAGCCAGCAGUCAGCAUGAGCAAGAAGAGCAGGCUGGAGGAGCUUCAACAUGGAGGAGAGGACUGGAACUCAGGUGGACUGGUGAGCAAACCCUCCAGGGGAUGGCUACACUCCAGUGACAAGAUCUCUGGACCAGGAGUCACAUACAUUGUAAAGUACCUUGGUUGUAUUGAAGUUCUGCAAUCCAUGAGGUCUCUGGACUUCACCACAAGGUCACAAAUAACUAGGGAGGCCAUCAGCCUGGUGUGUGAGGCUGUUCCAGGCACAAAAGGAGGUCCCCGAAAGAAAAAGCCACCCUCUAAAUCACUGUCCAAUAUCCUUGGAAAGAGCAACCUGCAGUUUGCUGGCAUGUCCAUCAACCUAAAUAUCUCCACCAGUAGCCUCAACCUAAUGACGCCGGACUGCAAACAGAUCAUUGCCAACCAUCAUAUGCAGUCUAUCUCCUUUGCAUCAGGAGGAGACCCUGACACGACUGAUUAUGUUGCCUAUGUAGCAAAGGACCCUGUGAACAGACGAGCUUGUCAUAUCCUGGAGUGUUCGGACGGCCUGGCCCAGGAUGUAAUCUGCACCAUCGGUCAGGCCUUUGACCUUCGCUUCCAGCAGUACCUGCAGUGCCCGGCCACAAAACUCCCCUGCACUCAUGACAGGGUGGUAAAUGUAGAGGAGCCGCCGUGGACGGAGGAAGAGGAAGAGUCAGCAGAGCAUCCUUACUACAACAAUAUACCUGGCAAGAUGCCCCCUCCUGGAGGCUUCAUCGACACCCGUCUGACCAGUCAGAAUUCAACAUCAGAUGGAUGUCAGAUGGGUCUGGCCUCUGUGGACCAGACAUACUAUCAGGGUCGACACUGUGGAGAGAACUGGGGCGAAGAGAAGAAGUCCAGCUUUAUUCAACAGGGGUCCUUUGACAUAAGCAGUCAACCGGAGAGUAAAGGGGGGAAAGCAGGCGAGGUGGCCACAUACGUGAACACGCAGCAGAUUGACGUCCAGGUUCUGGCCGCUCUUCAGGCCGAGGCCGAGAAUGUGACCAAAGGGAUGGCAGUUGCAGCCAAAGAAAGUCCACAGAAGGACUUGUUUGAUAUGAAGCCCUUUGAGGACGCCAUCCAGUCCCAGUCACAUCCUCCAUCCCAAUCUCAGCCCCAGUCCCAGAUAGCUGGUCUCCAGAAGGCUGCAUCCGUGGACAACUCCAGUCCUUUGCUGGUGCGGUCACUGGCCUUCAGAGCUCAGGAGGAGCUCGAGGGUCAGAUGUGGUACCACGGCAAGAUGAGCCGCCGUGAUGCUGAGAAGCUGCUGAUUGAAGACGGAGACUUCCUGGUUCGUAAGAGCACCACCAACCCGGGUUCCUUUGUACUGACGGGCAUGCACAACGGACUCGCAAAGCACCUUCUGCUAGUGGACCCGGAGGGGACGGUACGGACAAAAGAUCACGUCUUUGACAGCAUUAGCCACCUUAUUGGUCAUCACCGUGACAACAAUCUACCAAUUGUGUCUGCUGGGAGUGAACUCUGUCUCCUGCAGCCUGUGGGAAGGAAACUGUGACUGAAAACACAAACAUUGCAGUGGAGCCUUAGGGAGAAGUUGCCAUCGUGACACUGUAGACUGAGGACGACUGGUUAAAGAUGAAAAAUAUUUAUAGAACUGUUCUUAUUUUGUUGCGACGACUGAAAUGCUAUAUUUUUGAGAAGAUUUAGGUGCAUUUGAACAUUCUAUCCUGAUUUGAUGUUCAAACAGAUUUUAAAGACGGUUGUUCUUGUAGUUUAGAGGAAACUUCACAGAGGUGUUAGCAGAGUAUUUUAGAAUAAGAACUGAUUUUUGUCUGUCAAGCACAACCACAUUUCUACAAGAGCUGCUGGUUAGAAGGUUGGGAAAUCAGAUCCGUCUACAAAGCUGUUUAUAUUGAAUUCUUUUCCGGAAAAAGCGUCACCAACUGUCAGCUCCGCAGAUUAGUUGCUCUACGGAAUGAAAGCAUGGAUUACAGGUGAUUUUGCUUUACAGUAGUGGGAGACGACUAGCAUCCGAAGACAAACUUUCUUUUUCUCGUGUCACUGCAGUCGCAUGACUUAAAAUCAGCUGUUGUCGUGGACGUUGUUCGUAGACCCCCAAAACCCCUUUAUUUGGACCAGGUGCUUGUGUUUGCUGACACUGUACAAUAACUUUUGCUUUUGCAAUAGUGAUGAUUUGAGAGUUGGUUUUCUAUGGAUUAUUGUUUUCAGUGUGUAGUGGAUGAUUAGUUUGGCAGCACUGAAUAUUCUCACAUUAUUUACUGACUUUGUGAAUUAUUAGUUCAGCUACCACGGGUAAAUAGCACAAUCACUUUAGAGGAGUUCACCAUAAGCAUGUUUACACUCACUGGUCGUCUCACUAGGCAUGAAAUGAGGAUGAAUCUUUGUUACGUUGCUGCAAACUGAGUGAAAUUGAAUUACCCAAACAAACAACAAAUGGUUCUGGAAUGUACAGUAUGUGCUGCAGUUCAGUAGUGUCUGGGGUGUGGAUGCUGGCUUCAUUGUUAUUUAUUAGUUUAACUUGCUGGCAGUCAAUGAAACAGAUUUGAUUCCACUGGUUUUAGAUUGUUGCACUUUUUACAGCAUUUCCUAACAAGUGCAUCACUUAUAUUGGAUCAGUAUUAUGAUAGGAAAAGUAUUCUUGGCAUUAUAAGAAUUGCACUAUUUAUUAGGCUAAUGUGAGAGUAUUAUAAUCAUGAAGAAAAGAAUGCCAUUGAUCCACUUGUAAAAUAAUACAAAAACAUAAAAAUCUUUCAAUUUGCUUUCAAUUUUGUUGCUAAUUAUUAUUUUGAAUUCCCACAGCUGAAGAAAAGACAUUCUACAGUUAUACAAUUAUAAAUAUUUUGUCAAAUUUCUCCACAGCCCGUCGCUGUGCUUCAUCUCUCUUUGACACUGGUUCGUUCGUUUUUCUCUUCAGAUACUAUACAAACUCAUUUCCCAAAAUACUAAUAGAAUUUGAUGUAAGAAUUGGUGUGGCAAAAGUUAUGUUUGGUUAAUGAAAUUGCCAGUGAGCGUAUAUUGAACAAAGACUCAUCGUCCAAAUUUGGCACCAAAAAGCCCCCAUUCCUCCUGAUAGCCUGUUGACAAAGAAGGAUCUGGUCUUGCUGUGACUUGAAUAGAUGCUGAUUUUAUUUCACUCAAGCUCUGACUGGUGAUCUGGAAGUGGACACAUGAAUCACGCGUCACUUCACGGCGGCCUGUCCAGACUGUUUCCUGUUGUGUUUUGGAAAUGAUUCACAGCUUCAUGAAUACGGCAAAAUGCACCGAGCCAUCUUACAUCCAACCGAAAUCAUAGUGUGACUACGAGACAGAUGCAAUGUAAAAUAUUAACGUGCCUAUAUUUUGCUGCAAGAGGGAGGAGCAUCUCAUGACACACUCCAGCAGUCCUUUUAAUGUUUUACAUCGACGUCCAACACUGACAUCAGCAGGUUUUACUUUUUUACAUUUUUUUUUGUCUUUCAUAUGAAGAAAAUGUAUGUUUCACUUUCAUCUGUUGCCGGGUUACAGGGUGUGCAGCUUUACUUGUGGUUUCUCUGUCCAAGCUACUUAGGAUAUCGAUUCUGCUAGGGUUUGUCCAGGUGUACUGUGCUACCUGACAUUAUGUCCGUGUUAGACCCUAGCUUACCAGGAAGCUCUUCCGACUUAACUGACUAGAAUGACAUUGACCACCAAUUUCUACACCAAUAAUAUUAACAUGUCUGUUCUUGCUUAUUAACAGACUCAAUGAUACACAAAUUUUACUUUUGACAUGUUUCUGUUGGUUUGGUCAUUGAAUCAAAGAGGCUGUGGAUCAGCACCUCCAAACGUGUGAUUUUCCUACAUGAUGGUCUUCUUAUUUACUACCUUCAGAUGUGGUGUCUGAUCAAAAUCACCAGCUUUUAGAUUAAAUGGUCUGGAUUUGUUUGCUCAUAAGUAUGUGCCUUCUGUUCCAGAGAGAUUUCCAGCAACUCCAAGUUCUAGUAGACUUGAUUGAAUUUGAGUAUUUAAAUAGACACUGGAGCUACCAGAGCUUAACUUGCCUGCUUCAUCUAAGUACGAUGGCCUGGAUGAUGAAGAACCUUCACACAUCUAAACUGAUUCAAUGUUGGCUCUGUGACAGAGCUAGUUUGCGGAGUUCAGUGUUGUUGACGAAAUAUGAGGCAGAAGGCAUGUUUUUAUUUCCACUACUAGCAGCAGACAAAGGAUAGCUUUGCUUGCAUCUACCACAGAACAAGAGCAAUGUGACGCCAAGACUUGGAGUGCAGCUGGAGCUCUUUAAAUUCCUGGUGCAACAACCCCCCGCCCCGGCAACAGAUCGGCACUCAUGAACAACAUGAAAGUAUCACAUUCUGAAGUGAAUGUUUGAAACAACGUCAUCACUGUCACAUCCUUCUGUUGAUGAAAUGUGCCUUUAGUUUGUUGUUUUUCAAGUUCCUUUCUUCAAAGUGCAAAAGCUGAUCGUGACCGGGGCAUGACCCGUCACGCCGGGUCGGGUCUGGUCCUGCUGCGUGUUGAUGCUUGAGAUGAACGUUUCCUCUUUUGUCUCCCUCUCCAGAUAUAUAUUAUAAUAAAUGUAUCAUUUCCAGAUUCUGAA
Messenger RNA from Synchiropus splendidus (mandarinfish), 7094 nucleotides. It is a transcript of the gene shc3, whose product is annotated as SHC (Src homology 2 domain containing) transforming protein 3. The record is from RefSeq and is a predicted model, not a curated record. Gene Ontology annotation, biological process: intracellular signal transduction; cell surface receptor protein tyrosine kinase signaling pathway. Gene Ontology annotation, cellular component: plasma membrane. Gene Ontology annotation, molecular function: receptor tyrosine kinase binding. Bases 2052 to 4058 code for a protein of 668 amino acids. The transcript has 13 exons. NCBI's taxonomy places the organism in Eukaryota, Metazoa, Chordata, Actinopteri, Syngnathiformes, Callionymidae.